GUCUUUGAGAGCCUAACCCAUUGUGGCACAAGUUGGGCAACGUAGCUCCUUUAAUUUGCGAUCAGCGAGCUCCUAGGUCACCUCUCAUUUGUUCGUGGUGAUACUUCUUUGUUACACAACAGCUUUAUUUUACAAAACUCAAAAUCAACUUGUUUUUAUUCAUUGUCCGUUGCUACAGCUGAUAUAUUUUCUCAUAUAUACCAAGUGAUCAGAUUCUGUGAAUACAGCUACAAUUAAAAAAAUAUGGCCAAAGUCUUUAAUCAGCACCAACAGUCAUUUUCUUCUCAAACAACGCAUUCCAAUAAUAAUGGCUGUGUUGCAUCUUUUUAUACUGCCAAAUCCAGAUUUAACUUACUCAGGGCACCUAAACGUACUAUCUCACAAUACCGGCGAUAUCCUAGUCGUAUACGCCGAGCUCAGAAAUAUGACCCGAAUUCUGUGUCCAGCGGAAAUGAUUCUCAAAAGUCCAAUAUUGUCGAUAUUCUAUGUGAUACGGCUGAUUCGAAGCAAACUGCCCAUAAGAUUUUCAUGAACCACUAUCCUUCGCAUACUACUUCUGAUUAUAAACGUUCGCGUCCGGAGCUUAACGGUCAGUCAAACGAAAAUUUAGAAGAUAUGUCAAUAUCUACUCCGGCGGCAUGUUAUUUACGUCCUUUACAACCGAAAAAUAAUCUUCGCUCUGAUUUGUCCAAAAUAUGUCACUCACAUAUAGUCUGCAAACUCUCUUCACUUAAUAAUGAUCGCCUGCAAGAUCUACUCUCGAAGGAAUUUAUUUACCAACCAAACAAUGCCUUCCUGUAUUAUGUUAAUCCAGUCAAACCUAAAUACAUGGCAUGUGUAGCUGCUGCUUCUUACUGUGCUGUAUGCAAAUUGAGUAGCUCAAAUAACAAGAAUGUUAUGUUGCCUGAUCCAGAAAUAAUGGUACAUAUCACUCGUUGUGGUGGUAACGCGGCUGAUUUGUUGCGUAUGGAGGAAAUCCUCGAUUCUAAAUUAUCUCACGAUCUUGAUGGAGUAAAUGCAUUCGAUUUCUUGCAACUUUUCAUCGACUGUUUGACUAAAUCUAAAGAUAUCAUGGAGGACGAAUUGAUCAAUGCUGGUCUGAAUAUGAGUAGUUAUUUACGUGAAUCAGAUGUAGAAAAAGUGACAGAGACAAUCAAUAUAACCUCAAGUGUACAGAAAUCAGAUGAGGUGAAAAAGAAUCUCGUAACAGCUCGUCAGGAUUUCAGUUGGAAAGCUCUUGUUUAUAAACGUUUGGGAACAGUUAUGGAGAUUGCAUUGUGUUCGUUGGAAGUUUAUCGUUUCCGUCCUGCUUGUUUAGCACUUGGAAUUUUAGCUCAAGUCGGUAUUGAAGGUCUUCUACCGUUGGCAGAUCUAUGUGGGGUCGAUUGGUUUGAUGUAUGUGAAUGUGCAAAUCUUGUGGGUCAACUGUAUGAAUUAUAUUAUCGUGAUCCUCCGCAACCUAGUCGCAGAAGAACAGGAUUAUUUGUAACUAGACGUCAGUUUCGUGUUGGUUAUUCGAGUCCUACACCAUUGGAUACAAUCUCUGAAGACUAUGAACCGGUUGAAGAAGAUGAAUGGCUACUUCCACUCCUUUUUGAACCGUAAAGAAGUUCAUUUGGUUCGCUGACAUGUCUCAAUCCAUAUUCAACAGCCGUUGUGUAUAACAAUGCACUACUACUUUCACUAUAUUAUACAUAUUUAAUGUCUUAAUUUUUGAGUGCAUCUUUAUUAUUCUUACUACUACAUUCACAAAUUCAUUCACUUAACUAUAAACAUUCAGUAUACUUCAGAAAUCAAUAUUUUCAUUUAACAGUGUAUUAAGAAAACUCAUUCAUUUUGACAAAAAGUCCUCUUUAUCGUGAAAUGAUAUAUAUAAUGUUAAACCCGGUGUUAAGAAUUUAUUUGAAGUUUCUGCAUAAUGAUAAGUGAGUAAUACUUUGAUAAAAGAAGUGUCCCAUCACACAAACACUAUUCAUCAUUAUUGUUAUUAUUAUUGUUAACAUCAGCUUAUGAUCAUCCUUGAAAGAAAGAAUUUUUUGUCAUCAACUCAGGGAUUAUUUUCUCUUUUAAUAUUCAAUAUACAUAUACAAAUACAUUAUAGCUGAACCUUAUUCUGGUGUCUUCGACCAUUCUUUCAAUUAGAUAUGAUCGUAUUGUGUCUUUCUUUUGUAUACUUAUCUCAACAAUUUUUCUUAAUAUUACCAUUGCUCUACAGUGGUAAUGUUUGUGCAGCUAGCUAAUCAAUUUUAUUUGUAAGAUUGUUUGUUCCUUUCAUACACAUACACACACAAAAGUGUACAAUACUAAUAUUAUCGUUUGGAUUUGACAGAGGAAAGAUCAUAGGAUUAUCUUUUCAUUCUUGUUCCUGGCAUUCUGUAUAAUUGUUGUAUACAACAUUAUUAAUGAGCAUAUUCAUCAUAUGAAAAAUGUACGACUUCCAAAAAAUAAUUAUGACUAAUGGUUUUUCAUCUUCGUAUACGACUGUGUAUGUGAGUGUGUAGUACAAACACAGUUCAAUUCAUAUUUCAAUACUUUCAUUAUGAGCCUUUUUGUAUAUUCUCUGCGUCGAAUGACGUUUUUGUCCGAGUCGAUAUAUAUAUUAUAUUGAUGUGCUCACGUCCGAGUGCAUCCUUGAAAAUAAAAUGCAUUUCAGUUUUUCCGUUAUAUACUCGUUCACUCUUCAAGGUCUUUCCCUGUUCAUGUUCCUUCACGUAUUCUAUCAGUCAGUAUUCUAUGCAAAUUUUUGAAGUGGACACAUAGUUUUUACUCAUUUAAUAUUUGUAUAUCACACAUGAAAAUUGAAAGUUUACUGUACAAAGUAAGAACACUAUAACAAUAUUCAAUUAGUUAGUUCUGUUUUAAAAAAUAUAUUCACAUAAAUUAUUUUGUGUAUUUGUUGCUUUCAUUACUUGUUUUUUUCUUUUGUUGUUUACUUGAAUUAAUUUAAAAACAGGGAGCACAUUAAAGUGGUCCUUCCUCAUUCUUUCACUAUAUGCUCAUCCUCAUGUGUUGUUGCAUUGUUUUUUCUCCUACCGUACACAAUUUACUUUCUGUGUAUGUUAGGAAGCUUUUCUCUUGAUUUUCUCUUCUUUUCUAGUUGUUUUCCUCACUAAUUAUUUGUUUUGUUGAAUCCAUUUUGCUUUACUGUUUCGUUCGUCAGUAAUGUUGUGACCUUUAAAAAACAGUUUAUUUGCUUUAUC
Schistosoma margrebowiei is the source of this 3200-nucleotide messenger RNA. The record is from the annotation of a GenBank genome assembly. Lineage: Eukaryota; Metazoa; Platyhelminthes; Trematoda; Strigeidida; Schistosomatidae.